This is a messenger RNA of Corticium candelabrum, 3288 nucleotides long. Its product is annotated as centrosomal protein of 97 kDa-like. Bases 27 to 3092 code for a protein of 1021 amino acids. The transcript is spliced from 25 exons. The record is from RefSeq and is a predicted model, not a curated record. NCBI's taxonomy places the organism in Eukaryota, Metazoa, Porifera, Homoscleromorpha, Homosclerophorida, Plakinidae. Gene Ontology annotation, molecular function: protein binding.
CAGAGAUCCCGGAUAACCACCUGAAGAUGAAUCUCUCAGGCAAACAGCUGACGGAAGUUCCAGCGUUGGAUUCAUCACAACGCGUCGUCAAGCUUUUUCUUGAUAUCAAUGACAUUUCUAAUCUGAAUGGAAUAGAACACUAUGAACGGCUGGAAACGCUGUCGUUUGCUUCCAACCGUGUGAUCUCACUCAACAGAUUGCAAGCUUUGAGACACGUGCACGUGUUGAAUGCAGAACACAACAACAUCGCUGACGUAGACGGAUUGUCAUCUCUGCAUCAGUUGGAGUGGCUCAGUCUCGCUGGAAACAAUCUAAAAGAUUUUUCUGCACUGAGAGUGAACGUUAAGUUAAGCCACUUAAACGUAUCCGACAACAGCAUUUCGUCAUUGGGAGAUAUUUCAACAUUGAAGAAUUUGAAGGCUCUUCUGUUACAUGGCAACAUUCUGACUUCAUUACGAAACGUACCAACUCAUCUGCCUGCAUCUCUUGCUGUCUUAACUCUCGCUGACAACGAAAUACACGAUCUCAUUCAAGUGUCAUAUUUGUCUUGUCUUUCUAAUCUUACACAUCUUACACUUGCCUCGAAUCCGUGUGUACUGAUGACAGCACAGAAUGUAGGAUUCAAUUAUCGUCCAUUUGUGUUAUACUUUUGCCCGCGACUUGCCACAAUUGAAAGCUUUGAGAUUUCUUCAUCUGAAAGGGAUAUAUCGAUCCAGCUCUUUCCAGAUGGUCGUGGCUGCCCAUUUGGUGUUGGACAGAAUCAACAGUUGGCUCAGUAUCUUGCUUUACACUGCCCGUUGACAACGUCAGAGAAUCUCCAUGCGACCGUCGAGACCGAAACUUUGGCUCACAGACUCCUUUCAAGACAUCGACAACACGCAUCCAGCAUCAGUCCCAGAGCAAGCCCCCUCACUUCACCUCUUCGUACGUCGCAACCAAUCAGUUCCAAGUCGUCACCGUCAUCACUCAACCAACGAGUCAAUACAUCUCUUCCCUCUCUGCCUCUAAGAAGUCAUCGCUCUCCUCACCUUUCCAUUUUGUUGAACGACUCUCAUUUGUCGACUGCAAUGCAAAGCAUCGAUGUUGAAAGCCUGCAGUCGCAGCAAGACGACUUGGAGCUGCGUCUCAGCGAGUAUCAUGAACAACAGAGGCAGCAGAUGACCGAAUUGUUUCAUCAACAGAGACAGAUGCUCAAACAGGGUGUUCCUUUGGAGACAGUGAUGAGUAGCAUGUCAAGUGAUUUGCUUGGUUCUUCGUUGGGGAAAUUACAGCAUUCGUUACAGGGAAGUCCUCAAUCUGGAAUGAGAUUGGAUAGCUCUUUGCAAUCAUUCAGUAGAAUGUCACACUCAUCACACACACAUCUAGAAGACGACAUGACAACCGACGACUUCAGUGAUCACAGCAAUGAUCUCUUGGACUCGACGACGCAUUAUCUGCCGUUAUCUUCUGGACUGCCUGUGUCUUCUCCUCAAAAGUCCAGUGAGUUGGAAGAGAAUGAUGAAAGACAGCUGACUGAUCAUACUCAUUCUCAUAUUGAUACGUCAAUUGAGAUUGUUAACGCAAAGAGAGGUCAUGCUGCCACACUCAUCCAAGCAUGUGUACGAGGUUAUCAGCUACGACGUCUAUUGGCUCCUUACGUUGAACAAUCAAAAGCAGCAGUCAUAAUCCAAUCAGCCUGGCGUGGUUAUCAUAUCAGGAAGUAUCAUCCAGCAGUGCUUGCAAUGAAGGAAGCAGUGCGCAUCUCUCGAAUUGAAUGUCACAUCGUCAGACUUCAGCAGGAAUUAGCUUGUACACGCGAGCAAUCAAAACAACAAGGAGAAGUGCGAAUGCUACACGAAAAGGCAGUCGGCUGUUUGUGGGAAGAGGUGCGUGCACUACUGCAGUGGAAACAGUCUUGGGUGCAGAGGGAGAUGGUAAAGGCGGCCACUAGAAUUCAGGCAGCUUGGAGAGGUUACUGCACAAGAAAACAAUUUCACUUCCACAGCACCACAACAGUCUCAUCUCUAACUCGUCUCUGUAAAACACUUCAAAGCCAAGUUCAAGAACUACAUCAAGUGAUUGACAAUUUGUCAGCCCAAAUUUACGUGCCUGGUGAAACAACAGCAAGAUUUCACAGACUUGGAUUUACAGGAGGUGAUAGAAUGGAUGAUGAAUGGUCAACAAGUAGCAGCUACACAGCGGGUGGAUCGGAAGGAGAAAGGGUAGAUGAUGGAGAUGACAGAAUGAGACCAGCUGAGGAGCAGCCAGCAAGUCUUGAACUUCAGAGUCAAGAUAGUGCAUUUCUUAUCUCUGGGACUCCAACAACGCCUGGAAGAUUGAGUGUUAGUCAGCGAGAAGGUAAUUCGGUGACACUGCAGUGGUCUCCUGCCUCGCCACGUCGACUCAGCAAUAAAGUGGAGCUGCCUGUGUUGGGGUAUCACGUCUAUGUUGAUGGAAAGAAAACAGAAAUGGUGAGUGCCGGAAGCCUCCAAGCUACAAUGAACAUAUCUCCAACUCAAGAGCAUCAACUUUCUGUGAGGGCUGUGUCUGCUAUGGGUGAGUCUGUAGAGUCAAACUCGCUUUGUUUGCCUCCUGUCGAGUCAUCAAACGUGCAGACACCUCAUUCUGUCGUAGCCAAUGCCGAAUCUGACGGCAGCGAGACAAGCAACCAGAGCAGCAAAGCAUCGUCUCCUACAGAGACGUCCAAACUCAUUGUGUCGCCUCGUGAUCGAGCUGCGAACCUUCUGUCUUCUCUUCAACAAGAAAUACUUGGUGAUUCGUCUCCACACGAUGCCAGUUCUGAUGUGCAACAUGUGGCUUCAUGCUCUUUCUUUCCUGCUGUUGAGGAAGACUCGAAAGAGAAUCAAUCACCUAACGUUGACUGUGUAAACAAAGCAAGCAAUGGAGCUGUAGUUUCGGCACAACAAAAUGGUCAGGAUGUUGAUGCUCGUAUCUUUAAACGUCAACCAACUUAUGAGCAUUCGCUGUCUGAAUCGAAUGGGAUUGACAGCCCGGCAAGUGUGUGGAGUUUAUACUCACUACCGUCGAGACUUCCUAACUUAGAUUUUUCACCCUCUGGAAAUGCGACUCAACAAGGAAAUGUUACGAGUUGAGAGUGAGCAACUAAGGUGUAAACGGACAGUCCAGAGUUGUUGGAUUAUACAAAAUAUAUGUGACUGUUUAACAUGGUAGAAUGCAUGUUUGGGUGGGAUGCGUCAAGUGUUUUUUGGUGUUCUGGUUGAUAUUUUGAUAUCUGAAUAUUGUUAAUAUCUCUAUGCAUACAGUUAAAGUGUGUAUGAAAUGUGAUUU